Messenger RNA from Physcomitrium patens, 1021 nucleotides. The record is from RefSeq and is a predicted model, not a curated record. Lineage: Eukaryota; Viridiplantae; Streptophyta; Bryopsida; Funariales; Funariaceae.
UCGAUGAGUCCCUUUCAUUGAAGUCUCAUGGUGUUGGAGGUGGAUGCGUGUGGUAAAUCGGACUCAGCUCGUCGGUGUUCACUAUGGCGUCGAAGUUUGUGGGGUCUCCGCUUUCUUGCGUCGUCGUCUUAUUUCUCUGCGUGAUCUCUGUCGCAGACUGUGCACUCGGUGUAACGAUGAAUCUGAGAAGGAAGAGCUCGUAGGCAUUUCUGUGUGGCGGUUUCACGCAAGGGGCGACGAAGGGCUGCGAGAUUUUGCGACUAGAAGCAGGAUAGUGAUAAAUUUUGUUGUUAUUACAUGAUGCCAGGGCUUUCUAACUGGCGCGAUGAAGGUUCAGGAGAUCUAGCAACUGGCAAUGGAGAGUCCGAAGUAAAGACUUUUGGAGCUGGAUUUCUUACCAGGCAUAUUCUCCAGACACAAGGACACUGUCCAAUAGAAUUCAGUACAAUAAAUUACACCGUGGUGACCAGCGUUUGCAAAGUAAUCCAGGAUCAUAACAUGUCGGAGGUUAAUAACCAAACGGUUUGCUGCGAAUCAUUUGCUUUACUCGCGUGUCCCUAUGCUGAUCUCCUCAACAACGAAACAUUACUCUGUGCAACUGAUCUGUUCGCCAAUCUCAACUAUCAAGGGAGUUACCCAGGAGGAAUUUUUCAGAAUUGCGGAGAUGGUAAUGGUGUAGCGUGCCCUUCAACGCCACCACCAAACCCAAACCAGACCAAUGCCACCAUGGAUGUACCUUGGACAUUCUUCAUCAUCUUGUUAUCUCUUAUGUCACUAGUUAAUUGUCAUUGGUGAUGCUCUGGGUUGGCAGUAUAAUUGCGUCUAGAGGCUGUGAUAUAUGUUUUCAAGUAAUAUAUACAUAUAUGUGAAUGUAGAUUAGUGUAGGCCCAAUAAGGAAUAAGUUUUGAAUUUUCAAUCUACUACUCUCUAAAUUACCUAGCCUUCAACUUAUUUGCCUCCCUAUUUCUCUUAUAUUUCUUCCCUCUAUUUCUAAUAAUUCAAUCAAUGGUUGUAUUUGACA